Molecule: messenger RNA, 2071 nt
Organism: Hyla sarda
Lineage: Eukaryota; Metazoa; Chordata; Amphibia; Anura; Hylidae
Gene: NUF2
Product: NUF2 component of NDC80 kinetochore complex
Exons: 15
Coding region: 175-1563 (462 amino acids)
Biological process (GO): meiotic chromosome segregation; mitotic spindle organization; kinetochore organization
Cellular component (GO): kinetochore; Ndc80 complex
Molecular function (GO): protein-containing complex binding
Source: RefSeq, a predicted model, not a curated record
CGCCGGCGCUGCUUGGUGACGUCAUCCAGCGUGCGUUCCAGGCGCGGACGGAUGACGUCGCAUUAAGGAAGCGGGAGGCGGGCUUCAUUUGAAAAAGUACCCGGUAAAUAAACGGCUGGGAGACUUCUGUGUGACCUUCUCAUCUUCCUCACCUGAUCACACUCGGCCUCAGCCAUGGAUAAGCUGACUUUUCCUCAGUUUCCUGCGGCGGAGUUGGUCAAUUUUUUCCGCCAGAAGGUUCUGACCGGCGCCGAAGCAAAAAAUUUCACCAAGGCCGACAUUUACCCCAACCCUAAGCCAGAAUGGAUCCUGAAGCUCUUCAUGAGAGUCCUGCAGAGAGUGUUCAAUAUCGGUGUGGAGCAGUUCUAUAUGGUGCCGAUGGAUUUAGACAUUCAGUACCCACAUCUUAUGGAAGGCUUCGCUCCUUCGGCUUAUAUUGUGAAACUCAUGGCCCGUUUCUUACCCAUGUGCCUCAUCUAUGACUUCCACCCAUCUGACGUCCUCAAUCCAAAAGGGAAGCGGGCCCUCUACUUGUUGAGCGGAAUUGUAAACUUCCUCCACUUCAGAGUCACCCGGCAGAUGGUCUACACCUCCGUCUGCUUAAGCUACAAAUCUGCUUUGGACAAUAUACACCAACACCAGAAGACUAUUCAGGAGCUGGAGGCAAAAAUUGAAAAACUCACGACUGUCCCACCUGAACAACAAGCAGAAUUCAAAGCUCUCUCCAGUGAUAUUCACGACCUGCAGCAAUCUAUAAACCAGGAAUAUCGCACAAAAGAUCUCGCCCUUCAGGAGAAGAUUGCACACCAAAAAGCCGACUUUGCUGAAAAAAUGAAGAAAGUGAAUCAGAACAAGCUUAACAUCGCCACCAUGAAGGAAGAACAAGACACCAUGAAAUCCCAGAUAGUGGAGUCUCCAGAACAGCGCAAGAACAAGACGGAGAGGAUGAAAGAAAAUGUCCACCGGCUGAAGCAAGCCAGGCAAGAAACGAGCGAGAAGUGCGACCAUUACCGGGAGCGGGUGACUGUGGCCGGUCUGUGGCUGUCUGACGUACAGGCGUAUAACAAGAAGCAGCACAGUAUAGAGACCCACAUGGAGAUAUACAGGAAGAUCCUCGAGGAGUUGAGACAAAAAGAGGAACAAAUCAUGAAUGAGAACAGGGAGAUGAAAUCCAUGGUAAAUGAAGAGUCACAACUAAAAAGAACCAACCUGACCAAGAAAGAGAAACUCGCGAAAAUGGAUAUUAAGAAUCAGAAGAAACAAGAAGACUUCGAGCACCGGAAGAACGAGAUCUUGGAGAUCUGUAGUCACAUUCAAGAGAAGAGACAGGCUGUACACGGACGAGUGUCACACGUCCUCCAAGAAAUCCAGCAAACAACCAGUAGGAAACAGCAGCAAAUCGAAAUGGCCGAAGAGGAGAAGAAGAAAUAUAAAGAUCUUGUAAGCGGCUUUAAAAGCGCCCUGGAGAAAUACCACGAGAGUAUGAUAAAGACCACCAACCAGAGCGGCGAGCGGAGGAGAGAGAAGGUGGCCAAGCUGAACCGGAGACUGAUACGACAAUAGAAAAAUUUCUGGACAUGAAACAUCACAGGCUGCGGCGAUAGCAUCGAGCAGGAAGCUGCGACAAUCAGCAGUACAGUGGGUACAGAGGGAAACGCUCAGGAAGACGCCAUGAUCCCCGGUGACAGAUUGAUCCGAUUGUUUAUAAAGACAGUAAACCACAAAACAACCUCAAGUCUUCAUCUAUUGUUUAUGGUUGCUUAUUUUACGUAAUUCCCACUCCCUUUCGUUUAUGUGCCCGUGUCCUUAAAUAAUACGUAAACUAUACUGUGCAGGACAAUACAUACAUUCAAACACAGAACAUAAGGUUAUCAUCUAUUUAACCCCUUCAAGAUGCAGCUCUUUUGGUCCCUAAGGAUCCAUCGAUUUUUAUUUUCCUUUUGAAAAUUUCGCAAAUUGCUAUGUUUGAAGGCUUCGACAAAGCAAUUUGCGAAAUGCAUUGGUGUGGUGGGACACUGGGGUCUUUGGCUGACGCUGUAUGUACCUGUUGUAAAUUUUUACUGUUUUGCCA